Messenger RNA from Pipistrellus nathusii (Nathusius's pipistrelle), 534 nucleotides. The record is from the annotation of a GenBank genome assembly. NCBI's taxonomy places the organism in Eukaryota, Metazoa, Chordata, Mammalia, Chiroptera, Vespertilionidae.
AUGAGAGGGGUGCGGGCUCCCGCGAUCCUGCUCGGCGGAGGGGCCGCGCUGCUCCUGGCGCUGCUGUGGAUGCCGGCGCUGCCGCCUUCGGCCUCCCGCCUCCUCUCGCUACCCCGAGCCCUGAUGUCCAUGGCGUCAGGAAGCCCCCCGGCCCAGCCCUCGCCCACCUCGGAUUCGGGUUAUGUUGCCGGCUCGGUCUCUGCAGCCUUUGUCACCUGCCCCAAUGAGAAGGUCGCCAAGGAGAUCGCCAGGGCGGUGGUGGAGAAGCGCCUGGCAGCCUGUGUCAACCUCAUCCCUCAGAUCACAUCCAUCUAUGAGUGGAAAGGAAAGAUUGAGGAGGACAGUGAGGUGCUGAUGAUGAUUAAAACCCCAAGUUCCCUGGUUCCAGCUUUGACAGAUUUUGUUCGCUCUGUGCACCCAUACGAAGUGGCCGAGGUGAUCUCGCUGCCCGUGGAGCAGGGGAACUCCCCGUACCUGCGUUGGGUGCACCAGGUUACAGGAUCAGCUUCCGACUCCAGCACGGUCCCCCCAUGA